UGACUAAUGUCGCUUUGGAUGCAUGGAAUCCUUCUGAGCAUCAGUUACAUUUGUUUGGAGAAUUUCAGAAAAAUCUAUUUUCACUCGCUUUAUAGUAAAUAGGAUUUAACCAAAACUAUGCCAAAAGUACAAUAUUCAUCCAUGCCACAAUAAGUGAAUAAUUUUUCUUCUGCUUAUGGAUAAAUGCACACAGAUGUCUUUUAUAACCGACUUUUAAACACAAAAGUCUUUCUUUGCUUUAAAGACUGUCCUUCUUGAAUCAUCCAUUACCGAUGCCAGCAUGGAACCGUUGCUUGGUACUCAGGAGAAGAACCAGUAUAUUUCUGGUGGGUUUGUUUGUCUGUUUCUUAUUUAUGAUCUCCCUCAUGAUUAAACUACAGAGAGAUACAGAACCACUGGUUAAAGACGAAAAACAUGGAAAUGAGCAGCCAGGGACGAUAGCUACUUCAGGUGACCACAAGAUGGCUAUCUUAGUGCCAUUCCGAGACAGGUUUGAAGAGUUACUGGAGUUUGUGCCAUACAUUCACAACUUUCUAAAUAAACAAGGAACAGCACAUCAGAUUUUUGUGAUUAAUCAGGUGGAUGACUAUAGGUUUAACAGGGCUUCCCUCAUUAAUGUUGGUUUUCUGGAGAGUCAGAAGGACUGUGAUUACAUUGCCAUGCAUGACGUGGACCUAGUGCCUGUGAACCCGGCGAUUACCUACCCAUACCCCCGCACAGGGGUCUAUCAUGUCGCCUCCCCAGAACUCCACCCACUCUAUCACUACAAAAAGUUUGUGGGGGGGAUCCUACUUCUGACUAGGGAUGCUUUCAUCAGUACAAAUGGUAUGUCUAAUCGUUACUGGGGCUGGGGUCGGGAAGAUGAUGAAUUUUAUGUCAGAAUGCACCAUCAGGCACUGGAGAUUGAGAGACCAAAGGGGAUCACCACGGGAAAUCAGACAUUCCGACAUAUCCACAACCGAAAGAAACGCCCACGAGACAACUACAGAUAUUUUGGACAAACACAGAAAACAAGUCGACUUGACAGGGAGACUGGAGCCAGCAAUGUGCGCUACACUGUGGAGAGUCGGACAGACAUCACAAUACAGGGGGCACCUGCUAGAAUUAUCAACGUGGUGCUGAACUGUGAUUUACAGGCCACACCAUGGUGCUUAAAGCCACAAUAUCAUUCUGUGUACAAAGCUAAAGGACUUAUACCGUAAAGUGUUCACACAAAGAACUGUGAUUUACAGGCCACAUCAUGGUGCUUAAAGCCACAAUAUCAUUCUGUGUACAAAGCUAAAGGACUUAUACCGUAAAGUGUUCACACAAAGAACUGUGAUUUACAGGCCACAUCAUGGUGCUUAAAGCCACAAUAUCAUUCUGUGUACAAAGCUAAAGGACUUAUACCGUAAAGUGUUCACACAAAGAACUGUGAUUUACAGGCCACAUCAUGGUGCUUAAAGCCACAAUAUCAUUCUGUGUACAAAGCUAAAGGACUUAUACCGUAAAGUGUUCACAUACAUAGAACUCCUACCACGGGUUUGAAGGACUGAUAUGAACUCAUAAAAUACUGAAGAGUUCAUAUGCCAAGAAAUCCUAUCAAGGGUUCAUAUUCAAGGGACUGAUAUACAAGGAAAUCCUACCAAGGUUCACAUAUGAAGGACUUGUAUGUUGAAGUGGUCGUAACCCUCAGCCCAUAGUACACUGGAUACCAGCGUAUAGAAAAGUACCACAUAGUACAGCUUACCUGUGAUGAUAAUUCCUUGAAAUGUACAAAUGGACCUGUCAGAUGUAUUUCGAGAGUUCAAGCAUUAAUUAAGAAUGAAGAGAAUUCAAAAAUUAACAACCGUUGACAUUAUGGUAGCAGCACUCAGCAUCUAAAACACUUGACAAUGUGCAAGAGAUUGAUGCUUAUUUUGAUUGAAACCAUACGGUUGCUAUAUUGCACGGUGAAAAACAACCUUAAAUCAGUGGUCUCACAAACUCUCUUCACAAGAUCAUCAUCUGAUACACAACAUUUAUAGUGCCUGUACCCUAUAGAAUAGCUACAUGUAUGUGAACUUUAUUUUGCAUAAUCUAUUUUUUAAAGAAAAUAGAAUGCAUCACAGAGACUGUGAAACACAAGUUUGUUGUUGUACAGACAGCAUGUGUAAUAACUAAUAUUUAUCAUAUAUUUUUAUAACAAAUCAAAGAAACCAAGGAGUGCCAAAUGAUGUAGUGAAAGUGACAUUCAAAUUGAACAACUACAGUAAAACUCGGUUAUAGUAAA
Saccostrea cuccullata (small rock oyster) is the source of this 2251-nucleotide messenger RNA. RefSeq names its product beta-1,4-galactosyltransferase 7-like. NCBI's taxonomy places the organism in Eukaryota, Metazoa, Mollusca, Bivalvia, Ostreida, Ostreidae. The transcript has 5 exons. Gene Ontology annotation, cellular component: Golgi apparatus. Bases 273 to 1202 code for a protein of 309 amino acids. Gene Ontology annotation, molecular function: xylosylprotein 4-beta-galactosyltransferase activity. The record is from RefSeq and is a predicted model, not a curated record. Gene Ontology annotation, biological process: proteoglycan biosynthetic process; carbohydrate metabolic process.